AUGAAUAACGAUAAUCUCCGUUGUUUUCGUAUCUUCCGUUCGGGAAUCACCGAUAGGUCUCUUCCUCUGAUGCUGGGCAUUGAUGAAGCUGGCAGGGGUCCAGUUUUGGGUCCUAUGGUCUAUGGAGGCUUUGCAUGUCCCAUUGGCUCCGAAUAUCGAGACUUGCUGAAGAAGGAGAUCGGUGUCGACGAUUCUAAGACUUUGUCUGUUGUACUUCGUCAAGCCAUGUUUAAAGAACUGAAUUCACCGGAUCGUCCGUUUGCCUUAAGCGCCGAGAUCAUCACUCCUAAAUAUAUCAGCUAUAAGAUGACACGAAGGUUUGUCUAUUUUGUGGCUAUGUUAAAAGUGCUCAGGGACGACUACAACCUAAAUAGUAUAUCGCACGAUUCUGCCAUUGCGCUGAUUCGACACUUCUUAUCGCAUGGAUUCAACGUCAAAGAAGUGUACAUUGACGCUGUUGGGUCGCCUGCACAUUACGAGGCCAAGCUAAAGACUCUGUUUCCUGACCUGCGGUGUGUGGUAGCUACCAAGGCUGACUCCAAGUACCCUGUUGUAAGCGCUGCAUCUAUUGUAGCGAAGGUCAUUCGUGACAACAUGAUAGAAUCAUGGUACAAGGAUACUCCUGAUAGCGCCAAAGUAGGAUCUGGGUAUCCUGGUGAUGCGGUGACCCGUGACUUUUUGGCAUCACAUAUGGAUAGGCUUUUUGGUUUUUCUUCUUUCGUGCGUGUUAGCUGGUCUACUGCUAAGAUCAUGCUGGAGGACAAAAAACGCGCAAUUCCGUUCGAGUGGUAUGACCCCGAUUCUGCUACAGACGAGUCGCAGUUAGUGAAACAGGUGAGGGAAACGCAAUGGCCGCCGUUUCGUACGCUUACGAAUAUCACAACAUUAUGA
This is a messenger RNA of Babesia sp. Xinjiang, 891 nucleotides long. It is a transcript of the gene rnh-2, whose product is annotated as Ribonuclease H2 subunit A. NCBI's taxonomy places the organism in Eukaryota, Apicomplexa, Aconoidasida, Piroplasmida, Babesiidae. The coding region runs from base 1 to 891 and encodes 296 amino acids. Gene Ontology annotation, cellular component: ribonuclease H2 complex. Gene Ontology annotation, biological process: DNA replication, removal of RNA primer; mismatch repair. Gene Ontology annotation, molecular function: RNA binding; RNA-DNA hybrid ribonuclease activity. The record is from RefSeq and is a predicted model, not a curated record. The transcript has 4 exons.